Messenger RNA from Drosophila albomicans, 1422 nucleotides. Its product is annotated as odorant receptor 46a-like. The record is from RefSeq and is a predicted model, not a curated record. NCBI's taxonomy places the organism in Eukaryota, Metazoa, Arthropoda, Insecta, Diptera, Drosophilidae. The coding region runs from base 1 to 1167 and encodes 388 amino acids. The transcript has 2 exons. Gene Ontology annotation, molecular function: olfactory receptor activity; odorant binding. Gene Ontology annotation, cellular component: plasma membrane. Gene Ontology annotation, biological process: sensory perception of smell; detection of chemical stimulus involved in sensory perception of smell.
AUGAACCGCGCAGAGCACCGAGAGAUUACCGAAAGUUUCUACAAGUAUCAGGUGCGAUAUUUUGAGAUUUUGGGAUUGUGGCAACUGCGUCUAGAUGCUACAAAGCGGCAGCAGAUGUUGCAUCUUCUGCGCUAUUUGAUCUUCUUGGGCAUUGUGUCGGUCAUGCUGCUCUUUUUCGCAAUACACGUGUUGGCCAACAUCGAUCAGCUGACAGUGAUAAUGCAAGUGUUCUUCAUGUUUGCCACCGAAAUGUCCUGCAUGGUCAAGUUGCUUAGCAUACGACUGAGGCGUCGGGAACAUGCCCACUUGCUGGAUGAGAUGCAUUCCAGCGUCUAUAGGCCAAAAACUGCGGAGGAAACGUUGGCAUUCAAGGCUGCCGCCCAGAUGGCCGUCAAUAUGCGCAAUUACUAUGGUGCCAUGUCGAUUCUGGCAGCCGCAUUGCUACUGGUGAUGCAAUGGUUUGUGGACAGCAGCGCCUUGCCGCUGGUGAUGUACGAACCUUGUGAUCUGGCCAAUUCGUGUUGUUAUUACUCUCUCUACAUGUAUCAUCUGUUGUCAUUGCUGCCUACUUGCUGGCUGAACAUUGCCUUCGAUUCCAUGUCACAGGCUUUGCUGAAUUUUUUGCGCGCACAGUUGGUGAUGCUAUCGAUGCGGCUAGAGAAUUUGGGUGCUGCUUUGACGCCUUUGGAUGAUCAUCGCAUAGCGAGGGAAUUGCGGGAGUGUUGCGUUUAUUAUGCGCGCAUUGAGCGACUUAGGGAUAUGGUGGAUGGUUUCAUUAAAAUCCCCGGUUCGGUGCAAUUGUUUUGUACCAUUCUGGUGCUCGUUUCGAACUUCUAUGAAAUGUCUACGCACGCGGGCGAAACGGCUUUCAUCAUGAAGAUUGUAACGUAUCAGUUUGCAAUGCUGCUGCAAAUCUUCAUUGUUUGCUAUGCGGCCAACGAGGUCACUUAUCAGAGCUCGCUUUUAGGUCAUGCUCUCUACAAUUCAGAGUGGACCACUUGGAACAAGGACAAUCGCAAGAUGUGUUUACUGAUGAUGCUGCGCUUCGAUGAUCCGCUUUGGGUGCGCACCAUAAAUCAUACGCAGAGCUUUAGUUUGCCUACAUUUUCAUCUAUUGUGAACUGCUCGUACAGUUACUUUGCAUUGCUCAAAAGGGUCAACAGUUAAAUGUGGCGGCUUAAAAAUUUUUGAAACUUUCGCACGCGUUGGCAGCACUGCUUAUCGGAUAACGAUUACUUAUCGGUUUUAGUAUAUGACUAUUUUAGGCACAUUUUCAAUGAUUUGUAAUAAAUGACGCAAAUAAAUAACACUGCACAUAUCAUAGCGUCCAGCUCAUGUUCGUUGUUCGUGUAAAAUGUUUAAACGUUGCAAUCAUUAUACUAAUAUAAUAUGGUUAGUGAAUGCAAUUAAUACUCGAAAACA